Messenger RNA from Cylicostephanus goldi, 1326 nucleotides. NCBI's taxonomy places the organism in Eukaryota, Metazoa, Nematoda, Chromadorea, Rhabditida, Strongylidae. The record is from the annotation of a GenBank genome assembly.
AUGGUAGAAGCCAGCGAUGGAAGCAUGGAGGAGAAGGUCAUCAACGAGGAGUACAAAAUUUGGAAGAAAAACACUCCAUUCUUGUAUGACAUGGUAAUGACACACGCUUUGGAAUGGCCAAGCUUAACAGUACAAUGGUUACCAGAUAUACAGAAGGCGGAAAAUGGUGAUUACACUACACAGCGACUGAUUCUUGGAACUCACACAUCAGAUGAGCAAAAUCACUUACUAAUUAGUAAGAUUCAGCUGCCGACUGAUGACGCUCAGUUUGAUGCCUCUCGAUACGACACUGAAAAAGGAGGUCUGUUCGUAAAAGCGACCAUCAAGAGCGUGAGUUUCACUGGAUUCCUUCUAGAGUUCGGUGGCUUUGGUGCUAUUACUGGUAAAGUGGAGACAGAAAUCAAAAUCAACCAUGACGGUGAGGUCAACCGAGCGCGGUACAUGCCACAAAACCCUGUUAUAAUCGCGACGAAAUCGCCUAGCGCUGAGGUGUUCGUUUUCGACUAUACUAAGCACUCUUCUGUGCCAAAGGAUAAUCAGUGCAAACCACAGCUGCGACUUCGUGGACACACUAAAGAAGGUUAUGGACUGUCAUGGAACCCAAACAAACAAGGACAUAUCCUUUCCGCAUCUGAUGAUAUGACAGUCUGCCUCUGGGAUGUACAAGCAAACGAAGUCAGUGCUGGAUACUUGGAUGCAAAAACAAUUUUCAAAGGUCAUACUGCGGUGGUUGAAGAUGUUGCUUGGCAUGUGCUGCAUGAAGCAGUAUUCGGCUCUGUUGGUGAUGAUCACAAAUUGAUGAUCUGGGAUAUCCGUGGAAGUCAGCCAGCACACACUGUCGAUGCUCAUUCAGCUGAAGUCAACUGCUUGUCGUUCAAUCCUUACUCAGAGUUUAUCCUCGCCACUGGAAGUGCUGAUAAGGCAAGUUUCUGGUGGUUUAAAACUGUUGCCCUAUGGGAUUUGCGAAACAUGAAACUCAAAUUGCAUUCAUUUGAAUCGCACAAGGACGAAAUCUUCCAAGUCCAAUGGAGCCCGCAUAAUGAGACUAUCUUGGCUAGCAGCGGAACCGAUAGGAGGCUUCAUGUUUGGGAUCUAUCGAAGAUUGGCGAGGAACAGAUUCCUGAAGAUGCUGAGGAUGGUCCACCUGAGCUUCUUUUCAUUCAUGGUGGUCACACAGCAAAAAUUAGCGACUUCUCUUGGAAUCCUAAUGAGCCAUGGGUAGUAUGUAGCGUUUCGGAGGAUAACAUCAUGCAGGUUUGGCAAAUGGCAGACAAUAUAUACAACGAAGGAGAAGAAGAAACACCUGCUGAGCAACUGGAGCGAUAA